UUAGAUACGGUCUAUAUAUCUCAUAGGUCACGUUGCAAGAAUGAUGAAUUUCCACCCUAUUUGUUUUUUAGGAGAUUUCCGUUUCUAGCACCAUAAUUUGAGACUCCAUAGAUAGCAACUUGCUUUUAUAUUCUUUCCUGCAUUUAGGUGCUUACAUAAAAGAAACCAAUGGUUUUGUAGGAACCUGUUCUCCUUGACAAAAGUGCAUGUCUGCCUAUCAGCUUUCACAAAGCCAUUUUCUUGUCGUAAUCCAUAGUAAUCUGAAAAAAUGGCGGUUGAGAAAUACGAAAUUGCUAAAGAUGUAACUGAAUUGAUUGGUAAAACUCCAUUAGUGUAUCUCAACAACGUUCUGGAUGGUUGCGUUGCCCGUAUUGCUGCUAAACUUGAGGGGAUGGAGCCAUGCUCCAGUGUCAAAGACAGGAUUGGCUAUAGCAUGAUUGCUGAUGCAGAAGCCAAAGGCCUCAUCACACCAGGGGAGAGUGUUCUAAUUGAGCCUACAAGUGGAAAUACUGGCAUAGGACUGGCCUUCAUGGCUGCUGCCAAGGGUUAUAAACUCAUCAUCACAAUGCCUGCAUCAAUGAGUAACGAAAGAAGAAUAAUUCUCCGUGCUUUUGGAGCUGAGUUGGUUCUUACUAAUCCUGCUAAAGGCAUGAAAGGGGCUGUCCAAAUGGCUGAGGAGAUCAAGGCGAAGACACCCAAUGCAUAUAUCCUCCAGCAGUUUCAAAACCCUUCUAAUCCAAAGGUUCAUUAUGAGACUACUGGACCUGAGAUAUGGAAAGGUUCUGGAGGGAAAGUUGAUGCCCUUGUAUCCGGGAUAGGAACUGGUGGAACCAUUACAGGUGCCGGGAAAUACCUGAAAGAGCUGAAUCCUAACAUUAAGCUAUAUGGAGUAGAACCAGUUGAAAGCCCCAUUUUAUCUGGAGGAAAACCUGGUCCACAUAAGAUCCAAGGAAUAGGUGCUGGGUUUGUCCCAGGGGUUUUGGAUGUCAAGAUCGUUGAUGAAUUUGUUCAAAUAUCAAGUGAUGAAGCAAUUGAAACUGCAAAGCUUCUUGCAUUGAAAGAAGGUUUGCUAGUUGGAAUAUCAUCGGGCGCUGCUGCAGCUGCUGCAAUUAAGAUUGCAAAGAGGCCAGAGAAUGCUGGAAAACUCAUUGUUGUGGUCUUUCCCAGCUUUGGAGAGAGAUAUCUGUCCUCUGUUCUGUUUGAUUCUGUGAGGCGAGAGGCCGAGAGCAUGAAAUUUGAACCUUGAGCGUUCCAGAUUUUUCAGAUUGGAGAAGAGUAGGGAGGUUAUAAGAAAAACAUGAUUUUCCUUUUGGUCAACAUUUGGAUUUCCCAACACUUUGUAAUAAGAGACAAUCGAGUGAUGGAUGUCAGCGCAUCUGAUUCCAAACCCAUGCUGUGUUUCUUUCACCAUAAAUAAGCAAUCAUAUUCAUAUCUUGUAAUUUACUUCCGAUUUGUUGACCCAUUUUCUCAUG
Populus euphratica (Euphrates poplar) is the source of this 1473-nucleotide messenger RNA. Its product is annotated as cysteine synthase-like. Gene Ontology annotation, molecular function: cysteine synthase activity. Bases 269 to 1246 code for a protein of 325 amino acids. The transcript is spliced from 11 exons. The record is from RefSeq and is a predicted model, not a curated record. Lineage: Eukaryota; Viridiplantae; Streptophyta; Magnoliopsida; Malpighiales; Salicaceae.